CCUCCUAUCCAAUCGAUACCUCCGUCGCCUGAACUUUCAAGCAAUUUCCAGGAAAAAGUUAGUAUCAGUACCGAUUCUCAACAGUCUAAUAAACAACCUGAAGCACCUGAUGAAUGUGAUGAUCUUA
This is a messenger RNA of Dentiscutata erythropus, 127 nucleotides long. NCBI's taxonomy places the organism in Eukaryota, Fungi, Glomeromycota, Glomeromycetes, Diversisporales, Gigasporaceae. The record is from the annotation of a GenBank genome assembly.